Molecule: messenger RNA, 5283 nt
Organism: Drosophila kikkawai
Lineage: Eukaryota; Metazoa; Arthropoda; Insecta; Diptera; Drosophilidae
Product: anillin
Biological process (GO): septin ring organization; actomyosin contractile ring assembly; mitotic cytokinesis
Cellular component (GO): actomyosin contractile ring
Source: RefSeq, a predicted model, not a curated record
CCUUUUUAGAUAUGACAAAGAAACAAGGGGAAAAAAAAAGUUAAAUCAUAGCUACUUUUAGCCUAUAAUCGCUCACCUCUGCCGACAGACGCCUCCCAUUCGCCAUCUCUGGUCUGAUAAAGGUACGAAGAAGCGGCACAAAAGAGAAACCGUGAAAUGCAGGCGGCGUCGCUUUUCUUUUGAUUGGAAAACUACGAAGCGGAGUAGAAAGCGUGUGCAACGUGUAAAAGUGGAGCGCACGCACCGAGCUGGCCUCGUGUCUUAUCAUCUGUAAAUAGAGCGAAAACAUGGCCACCACUUUUGCAGGUUCGAAGUUCUCCACCAAACAUGUUCUAGCCGACGACGACGAAGAGGGGGAGGAGGAGCAAACGGAGGAGGACGAGGAGGAAGAAGACUCCGCAAAGUCUGGUUCGACCAGCUCGUUCAGUCUGCAGGAGUGCAUCGACGAGUUCCGGGCACGCCGCACCCGCCGGGUGUCCAGCCACAGUCGCGACUGCGACAGCAACUUGCCGAGGAAUAAUCGGGAGCCAAGAACGCGCCGGACCAUGGACGCAGACCUAAUCAACCAGAAUCGAUGCAACAAGGAGCAGGAGCGCAAGGGCAAACCUUGCCAGAACGGCUUCUGCUAUUGCUUUACCAGCGACAGUGGCGACUGCGCUUCCACCGCGCCGCCACGUGACCAGCACGUGCGCCUGCCCCGGCGCAGCAGGCGGUCCGAGAGCAGCAAGGCCACCAAGCACAACAAUCUGGGCAGUCAGGAGAAACAGCAGCCGGAAAAACGCCGUCUGAGUGAACCAGCCAAUGUGAAAUCCUCGAGCACGUCUCCUCUAACUGCUGUCAGUCGCCUGCGAGCCGUGUCCGGCGACAGUGAUCCGCUUAUACACAUCAUCCAGGAGCUGCGCGACAACUGUGUGGUGUCCGAGGUGCGGGUAAAUCGUCAAAAGUUGCCCAUAGCCACUUGCAGGCACAGGAGAAACACUCAGUCGCAAACUCUCAAGGCAACCACAACGACAAAACAAGCGAGCUACGAGGCCAUAGAGUACAAGCCCUCGGCUCCUGUUCUCUCCAACAUCAGUGAGCAGGAGUCCGCUGUGGAGGAGGAGUACGAGAAGGAGAUGAAGCACGAGAAGGAGUCGUUAGAGCCCUCAAGUCGCCGAAGCUCUGGCUCUCGACGCAGCUCUGGCGGAGGCGGACGUCUUCUGCAGAAGCGCCUCUCCCAAAGAGAAGCCAAGUACAAAUCUCGGGUUAGUCAAAAGCCACCGCCGCCAAAGCCACCAAGAUGCAGCUCUCACAGUCUCACGGACGGCACCUCGCUCACCUCCACGAAUCCCUCUGUGCGAGAAGCAGAGCGUGUUCUAGACGAGUUUCUGCGCAAGCGAGGCGUCCGUGUCCCAGUCAGUAAUCUAACCAAGUCAAAGGAGAGCCAGCGCAGAUCCUAUCCCAUGGCUGAGGUGGAAAAGCCCAGGAAAAGUCCUAGCAAGGCACAUCUGCCCACCUGUCCUUCUCUAAGCGAUAUUGAGCGCGUGGUGGAGUCCAAGCGUGGCUCGCAUUAUGCUAGGAAUAUCCGUCAGGAGACGGGCAUCCAAAGCCGGAAGAGUGCCGAAUCCAAGCAGAUCAUACUCGGCUGGACAGAGCCCAAGAUCAGCGACAUGCUCAACUAUGAAGGCAAGCAGAAGGCCAAGGAGUUCGAGACACACGAUGCCCCAGCUCAGCCACAAGUGGCAAUUGGAUGGCAGUUGCCGCAGCCAGUGGUUCCCAAAAUCUCCCUGGACACUGUGGAUGGCAGCAUGAGCGAGAAUCUGGCCUCCAAUAUGGAAUACAAGGACACGCCCAUCAAGUAUCCCCGAGGAAUCAAGAUCACUGCCACUGGCGGCCAGGCUAGCCAGAAGUUCAUUUGGGGCGAGCAGUGGCGAAAUUUGUCGCCCUGGAAGAGCAACAAGUCUAAGAAGCUGGGAACCAAGUCCAAGAACUUUCUUAAUAACUCCAAGAACAAGAUUCUCCGCUUUGUUUCACCCAAGAAAUCGAAUCAGCAGGAGGAGCAACCACAGAUUAGAACACCUCCCAAGCUAUGCACCGUGGGCGUGCAGACCUCCACAUCGCAGCUGGAUCUGCAAUCCCAGUCGCCGCCAGGUAGCUACCACUCUCCCAUGCAGACGACGCCCUCCGCCACAACAACAUCCACUCGCCAGCAGCCGUACUUUGACUUUGAGCGCAAGGUGGAGGCACCAACGCCGCCAAAGAAACUGCCACGUGCCAACCGAGCUCGCAAGCUAGAUUUUCAAGCAGAACCCACAACGGCGGCCACUUAUCGUUCGUAUCAGAAGGAUCUUGACCACGAUGUGACCAUAAACAAGAUGGGCUACCUGCUGAGCAAAAUACGGGCCAAUCUGGAGGCUAGCGACGACCGGGCAGUGAGAACAUUUCGGGACUGCUCUCGCUCUGAUCCUGUGCCUAGCUUUGACUGCACUGAUGGACCUACCAGCAGCCUGGCCACCACUUCUGUGGCCACCACUUUGCGGUUGACCAAUUGCCAACGAGCCGACAGCGAGCCCAUUUAUUCAGAGAUUGAGGAAGACUGCUUGCGGUUUAGGGGGAGUCCCCAUCAUGAGGUCAGGACUGCAGCACAUCCAAAUAAUCCUACCAUUAGCUCCACGGCCACAUCCACGCCCAGCUCUACAGCUUAUGUGAGUGAAAUCACGCCAGUGCCCUCGCCCUCGCCCGCUGAUCUUAGUGCCCUGUACGCCCGGGUGCAGAAGACGCCCAAGAACUCGCCUCAGACAAAGGCACAGGUAGUGCAAAGUGAAGAUGAAGUAACCAGGGUUCCGAUGGGGCAACCUAAAGCCCAGUUAGUACAGAGUGAAGUAACCACAAAGGCGGCGCAGCAAACCAUUGCUGCAGUUCCUAAACCACCCUUGGCCUUGGGUCACUUCCUACACGAAUCCCUGAAAAACGGCAGCUUCUUUCAAUUCAUGCCUUUGCCCGAGGAGCCAGGCAGUAGCUCCGAGACCACCUCCUGCUCGGCCAGUCAGAGCACCGGAUCAUCGGUGGUUCAUCAGCCCAAGCUUAAGUCACCACCGCCACUAACUCAUCAUUCGCUAAACAACAUCAGUGAGAAGGAUUCGCCGCCCAAAAAGAACAGGAAUCUCUCCCGUUCGGAACUCUCGCUGCAGCGCAGUGAAAUCUUUCUGGACAACUUGUGUCGCAGUGAACUAGUGCUAGAUCGCCUGGAGAAAGUGCCCAAUACCUCUUCCCAUGUGGAUUCCGUGUCCUAUGACCUGCCCCAUGAAGGUGUGGAAGAGCUGUAUGCGGAUUAUAGCAGCUCUUCUUUUGUGACCAAUGAGUACGGCUUAGGGCAGAUAGAACCCGAGCCGGAGAACCAAAGUACCCCGAAAAAGAGGCAACAACAGCAGCCACAGCAGCAGAGCCAGAGGUUCACCACCAAGAUUCAGUUUGUCUUUCAGCCUGCCGCCGCCGGUAAUCUAAGCAUUGAUAUUAACGAUGGCCCAGCCACGCCGCUGCGUCAAAAUCUCAGCUUCAGCUGCCCCACAACGCCCCAGCAGGCGGAGACCGUCCUCCACAACAGCUCUAGUUUGGGUGAGCUGCCCAGUGAGAGCCAACUGAUGUCGGUUAGCGCUUUGGCUCGCUAUCGCCUGCUGAAGGAUGCCCUGCGUCGUUCGUAUCGCAAGGGCAAGGACUUUAUCAAAGCCGAAAAGCAGCGGCUGGCUCAGAGUUUGAAUUUGUCGCGGGAUCAGUCCCAGGCAGGGGAGUGCGACAGUAGCACCUACUAUGCCAGCUUUAAUUUGGAUUCCCUGCUGAACGAGUCGCUAAGCACCAGCGAGCAACUGGCCCAGGCUGUUAGUAUCUGCCGCCAAAUGCCAGAGCUGGAGAUCUCCUCGGAGAUGGUGGAGGCCGAGCGAUUGCUGCUUUUCUCUAGCCUGCGUAAGGCAGCGCCGCUCAGUGAGGAUUAUGCUGUUGUAGCUGCUGAAAAUCCAGGGCGUUCCCAGUGCCUUUUGAUUGAUGCGAUGGAGCUGCCUGUAAGGGCCGAUGUGAGCCUGGAUAUGUUCUUCAACUAUCACUUUAUCUGCACCUUUGAGAGCGGCGGUGUCAUACGUUCCACGCAGUCGGUGGAGUGUCAGAAUGGCUCGGCCUUCUUUAGGGACUGCGGCCUGGAGUUUUACAGUGAUGAAAGGUCGGAUUCCCUGGAGCUGCGUUGCCAGAUCUUCAUGCUGCGUCUGCGCAAGGUCUCCACACUUUCCCUGGAGCCUGCCAAAUCGCUGCGUCGUGGCAGUGGCAAUCUGGGUUCCUCCAACUCCAACUCUUCAGCGGGUUCUUCUGGACCAGAAAACAUAAUCUCCCGGUUUAGGUUGCAUGCGUCGUUUACCCUGAGAGCCAUGGACUUAGCUCCCUUUGAACUGGUGGCCAGUGAGACAAGAUCUGGUGACAAGAUCUGCCUGCGCAGCUCGAAAACCUGGAAGUUUCCUCUAAGUCCACACUCCAAGUCCACGAAUCUGGGACCGGGUAUAUCCAUCACAGGCAGAGUGGAUCUACGUCUGCCCAAGAUCCAUUUCGCUGGUUACCUAAACGUGCAGGAUCCUAAGAGCAGACACCACUGGAACCGCCGCUGGUGCAGCCUGGAUGGUGUGCUCGUAUCCGUUUGGCAGCACGAGCACAAUCUGGCAGAUGAAUCACCCAUUUUCACCAUGGAACUGCCGGGAUGUGGACAAACUGAUAUAUCGGCAGCUCCCCGAGAGCUGUGCGCUCGAGCCAGGAGCUUUCUGGUCCAGGGCAAGCAGUCGGAAUACGAAUCAGGUGUCUUCUUUGCGGCAGAUACUCAAGCGGAGCUGCUAGAAUGGCUAACACACUUGAAUGAGGCUCUGCGAUUUGCCAGGCAUUGGCUGAGCGCCACCUGACAGGUGUUGCAUUCCAUAGAUAUUCCUUAUUUUUCCGCCUUUUUUUUGCCUCCUUUUUUUUAUAUUUUAUCUAUGUUUGUGUUACGUUAUGUAUUUAUAUAUAUAUAUUUUGGUAUUCUCCGGGAAUUGUAAAUUUGAAUGUUUGCCAUGCAAACUUGCCGUUGGAAUUGAGUUUAAGUUAAAUUGUAGAAAGAUAUAUCUGUAGAUUUAGAAAGUAAACAUUCCUGGGCCUUUUGGGGGGUGAAUAGUCAAUAAUAUCGGAACUAUGGAUGUAUAUCGAGAGGAAAAUAAUGUAAACUUUGAUAUAUUGAAAUUUUAAAUAUAACAAAAUAUGGGAUAAAUGUUAAAAUAACGAUAAUAUUAAAAGAAAUUU